Molecule: messenger RNA, 3946 nt
Organism: Durotheca rogersii
Lineage: Eukaryota; Fungi; Ascomycota; Sordariomycetes; Xylariales; Xylariaceae
Product: putative GARP complex component
Exons: 2
Coding region: 187-3606 (1139 amino acids)
Biological process (GO): Golgi to vacuole transport; retrograde transport, endosome to Golgi
Cellular component (GO): GARP complex
Molecular function (GO): syntaxin binding
Source: RefSeq, a predicted model, not a curated record
CUUUUGCCGUCUUAGCCGUCUUAGCCGUCUAAGCUACCUAAUCCACCUAAGCCGCUGAAUCCGCAGCUUUACCCCCUCACCACGCCCAUCGCCCCGUGUGUAUGCCCCUAUCGGCGUCUCGCUACACUCAACUAGUUGGCUUCAGCAUAGCUAUGAUUCCUCGGUAGCCCUCCGGCUUCUCUCGCCAUGUUCUCCAACCCCCAGGCUCGCAAGUCUGUCGACAGCUUGCCGCCCCUGUCGCCCAGCUCCCGACCCGACUUCCCCCACCAUCGGCAGCCCUCUGUUACCUCCCACCCGGCCCCACGACGAGGCUCGACAGCGAGCUCCAUCCACUCCAUCCACUCCCUCCACUCUAUCGGCAGCCACCUCGAGACGUCCAGUACUUGGUCUCAGACCGUCCUCGAGACCGGCCAAAAUGCCAUCUCGACCCUGCUCCAGCCGCCGAUAGUCCGCACGGGACUGCUACCGCACACCUCUGCCCCCGCAUCUAGUACUCACAAGCCGCCGACGGCAAGAGAUAUACCACCCGUCACCCUUACCAACAUACCCCAUAUAGACGCCGCCGAGUUCAAACCUUAUCUGACCCAAGUUGGAGCAUUGUAUGAACAACUGAGACGUGUCAAAGAGAGCGAUGAUGAUGGCAGCGAGCACGUAUUUGGGCGCACCAGAAUGGACGAGUUUUCGAGCGUUUUCGACGACGGGCACCUGAAACCCAGUAGCCGUCCGUCGAGCUCGCGCAAGGUGUCUGCGCCGUCGACGAGGUCCCUGUCACCCAUCGAUUCACCUCCCUUGGUCCGCCCUACCCGCAGGAGAUCGAGCUCCGGUCUCGGCCGAAAGUCCGCAAAUCAAGGCCCGCCUCCGUUAUCCACCAUUCCCAAUGUCUACUUUGAUGAGGAUUUCCAUCUCGAGAAUCCCCGCACCUUUGAUGUGGUCAGCGAGCGGUCCGAGGUUGUCCGACCUCCUCCCGGUUCUGUGGACGAGAAGAAUGCCGCUAACGGGAGUGCUCCGGCCCCGCGCAAAGCUCUGGCUACGAAUGCCAUAUUGCAGGAGAAACUGUCCUGGUAUAUGGACACUAUCGAGAUGCAUCUGAUCUCUUCCAUCUCGACGGCUUCCACCACGUUCUUCACGACCCUGGGAUCACUGAGAGAACUACACUCUGAGGCAGCCGACUCCGUCGAGAGAAUCAGGACGUUAAGGCGCGAACUGCAGACCCUUGAUCGGGAGAUUGCGACUACGGGACUAGAUAUCAUCCAAAAACAGCGGCGGCGCGAAAAUCUUCGCCAGUUGAACGACACCGUGAAGCAGCUAAGAGAGAUUGUCGAGUCAGUCGCUGCUUGCGAAGCAUUGGUAGACGAGGGAGAAGCCGAAAAAGCAUUAACGAACAUCGAUUCCUUGGAGAAGCUUAUCGCCGGAACACGAAUAACGAAGCUGACAAGACCCGGCAAGGGGCAGGCGCAGGAGCAGGGGCAGCAUGCGCCUCAGUUGCGCGAUCUCAGAGACGCCGUUGCCCUUCAAGGCGUCAACGGCGACAUCUCCGCCUUGCGGUUCCGCAUCGGAAAGGCGUUCGAGACGAAAUUCAUCGACGUGCUGAUCGGGGAUUUGAGGCACUACGUCGAUACUGUCCCCACGCAGGAAGUCCUCCUACGGUGGAGCAGCUCGGCAAUGCGGUCCCGUGGAGCUGGACCCCACAGCAGGGAGUCGUCGGCGUAUCCGUCAUACCUGGCCGAUACAGAAGAUCUUCGCUCCCAGCUCGUGCCUAUAUUCGACGGGCUGCACAGCUCUAAGCAUGUCUCUAUUGCCAUAGCGUCUUAUCGAGAGAUGGUUCUGCGCGAAAUUCGAAAUCUCAUCAAGCGACCCCUACCCACUUCUAACGACGACGACAGUGAAUCCAUCAUGUCCGCAUCUACGCUGGGUUCGAAACGCCUGACACCACAGGAGAAGUCGUCUAUUCUAGCUCGAAACCUUCGAGCACUAGACGAGCGGGAUGCGGAGGCCCUUUUCGUCAAGAUCUAUAUCAGCGUCACGGAGACGCUGCGAAGACUAGGUACCCAAGUCAAGGUGCUAUUUGACGUCGUCAGUUCGAUGGGGCAACAGCCGUCUAUCGAGGCAGGCCUAAAAUCACCGCCUCCUCUCAAGUCGCCACCCCUAAACAACGCAAACCGCGAUCUACAGGAAGACAUCCAUAUGACGAUGGAUAUGGCAAAUCUCCUUGGCCAGGCAGUGGAUAUCUCACAGGAUAAAAUCGUGAAGGUACUCCGUGUCCGGAACGACCAGAGUACCCACCUACCCCUGGCGUGGUUCCUGCGGUAUUUCACACUUAACCUCUACUUCACCAACGAGUGCGAAGCCAUUUCCGGCCGGAGCGGGACAGCCUUGAAAAGUAUCGUCAACUCCCAGAUCAAGGAGUUUAUCCAAUCGCACGGCGACGCGGAGAAGCAGAAGUUAGCCCAGGGGAUGGAAUCCGAUCAAUGGGCCGCUAAGGAUUUCACCGAAUACGAUACUGUGCUACUCAACCGCGUGCUGGAAUGCAGUACGAAGGACAAUGCUGCCUGGCUAGAGGACAGCAAGAUCUACAUACCGUUCGAAGAAUCGGAGACUGACAAAGGAGCUUCCAGCGGGCGACCUAGAUCCGAGUCGAAUGCUGCAGCGAAGGAAAAGCCGCGAAGCGCGGUUAUAGAUUUGGAGACGUUUAUCCUGCCAAAUUCGGCGAUCCUCUGCCUCGAAGGGAUGUCUCACUUUUUACAUCUCAUCUCGGGAAUCCCCUCUAUGGCUUCCGACAUAUCCACAUCCCUGAUUUCGUAUCUACAGCUCUUCAAUUCUCGGUGCACGCAGCUCAUCCUCGGCGCCGGUGCUACUCGUUCGGCGGGUCUCAAGAACAUCACGACCAGACAUCUCGCCCUCGCCUCACAAGCGCUAGCAUUCAUCUCAACACUCAUCCUCCACGUCCGCGAAUUCGUCCGCCGGCAUGCAGGCUCCGGUCCCCAUGUCAACAAUGCCAACGUCGCUAACCUCAUGAACGAAUUCGGCAAGGUCAGGCGCCUGUUCCAAGAGCACCAGAACAGCAUAUACGACAAAUUAGUCGAGAUCAUGAGCGGACGCGCCGCCGCGCAUGCUAAGAGCAUGAAAGCUAUCAACUGGGACGUGAAAACGGAGGAAACCGCGAACCCGUACAUGGAAACGCUCGUCAAGGAGACGGUCACGCUGCAUAGGGUGCUCACGAAGCAUCUACCGGAGGGCACCGUCCGGCUGAUCAUGACCCCCGUGUUCGAGAGCUACAAGGCCCAUCUCGGGAAGACGUUGCAGGGGCUGGAGUCGAGGACGGAGACGUCAAUCAACCGGAUGAGAGCCGAUAUCGACUAUCUCAAUAACCGGCUGGGUAAAAUAGACGGCUUCGGCGACACCUACGAUCACCUAAUCGGCAUCGUGAAGUUAAAGAAGCCCGAGCAGACGGCGCCGGAGAGCAGCGGCAUCGCCACGGCCGCCGUCACCACCGACCCAGAGGUGGAGAAGACCGAGAAAAGCGACGACAUCGAAGCGAAGGAAGAGGGCAAACCGGAACGCACAUCUAACGAGUCCAAGGAGGCGGAGGCGGAGGAGAGCAAGUAAGGCGAGAUGAAGCGUUCUAAUUGUGAGUCGCUCGUACGGUCACUCGCACACCCGGUCCAGCAUCAGAAAAGGCGUUCGUCUACCAUUAGAAGGAAUUGGCAGUUCUACACAGGGAGAAAACGAAAUAUUUUUUCCCUCUUGUCUCACAUAGCGCGAGGAAUAAGGCAGCCUUCCGUUGCGGCGCCUCAGGCGGCGCGGGCCCUGUUAUCAUCCUCUGGUGAGGUGCGCACGUAUGUAAUGUAUGCACGUAGGUAUAUACCGCUCCAGCCCUACGUUCCCAGACGUAGUUAUAUGAUCGAUCGCCUUUGCGUCCAGAGUCCCGCGCCCCCGCCCCUCGAAC